Molecule: messenger RNA, 1473 nt
Organism: Mesorhabditis belari
Lineage: Eukaryota; Metazoa; Nematoda; Chromadorea; Rhabditida; Rhabditidae
Source: the annotation of a GenBank genome assembly
AUGUGCGGUAUCAUUGGGCUAGUUCAAGCGGCCGAUUGUGAGGCUCGAGGGGCACUGCCAAUUUUGGCUGCUGAUGGAUUGACUGCUCUACAACAUCGCGGUACCGAAUCGGCUGGUCUUGUCGGCUCGGGUGGAGUUGAUCGUCAUGCUUUUGAUAUUGUGAAAGGACAUGGUCUUGUUAGAGAAAUUUUCACACAUGAAGCUAUCUCUCGAUUAGAUGAUGCUGUAAUUGUCAUGGGUCACAAUCGUUAUUCGACAGCUGGCAAGAAACGGCCGACAAUCAAUUGUGUGCAACCAUUCGUGGUUUACACAGCAAUUGGCACCAUAGCCAUUGCACAUAAUGGAGAACUCGUUGGAGCCGAAUCGAAAAGAAAUGAGGCCUUACAUCAAGGUGUUGGACUAUCGACGGAUACCGACUCAGAGCUUAUUGCACAGAUGGUAGCCAAAGCCGUGGCUCUCAACUACAAAUGUCGAGUGAAUGGCGAUCAAUGGGGUGAUAUAAGCAAAGAACUUGCUGUCACCAUGUCAGCUUUCAAAACGUCAUAUUCACUGCUCGUGAUGACCUACGAUCGACUAUACGCAAUACGAGAUCCGUGGGGAAAUCGACCACUCUGCGUUGGCACAAUCUACUCGAGUCGUGAGCCGAGAAAUGGAACCAGUCAAUAUGCGCUUGGAUACGUGGCCGCUUCCGAGUCUUGUGCUCUUCCACCAUCAGCGAGAAUCGAUAUGGAGGUGAAACCGGGAGAAAUCGUUGAGAUUAGUCGACGUGGAAUUCGAAGUGUUUAUCAAAUGAAACCCCACAACCCAUCAGCUUUUUGCAUUUUCGAGUAUGUUUAUUUUGCGAGAGGAGACACGAUUUUGGAAGGACAACAAGUGCAAUCGGUUCGCGAGGAGACUGGCCGAAUUCUAGCCAGAGAAGCGCCAAUCGAUGCAGAUAUUGUGAGCAAUGUGCCGGAUAGCUCAACAGCAGCGGCAAUCGGUUACGCGGAACAGUCCGGAAUCCCAUAUGAGCCGUCUUUACAUCGGAAUAGCUAUGUUGGCCGAUCUUUCAUCCAACCCAACACUGAGCUAAGACAAUCGGCGAUUUUGCGAAAGUUUGGAGUGCUGAAGAACAAUGUAAGAGAUCGACGCAUUGUUUUGGUCGAUGAUUCGAUAGUCCGUGGAAAUACAAUGGGAAUCAUCGUCAAAAUGCUUUGGGACGCUGGGGCGAAAGAGGUACAUCUCCGAAUCGCUUCCCCACCAUUGAAAUACCCAUGUUUCAUGGGAAUCAACAUCCCAUCAUCGAAAGAGCUUAUUGCGGCGAAUAAAACUUUGGAAGAGAUGGAGGAGAUGCUCGGCGUCACUUCACUGCGAUACUUAUCUGUUGAUGGAUUGAAAGAGGCUGUCUCGAAAAGACUCCACUCUGAACCCGGAUUUGAGCCUGGCCAUUGCACCGCCUGUUUAACUGGAAACUAUCCCGUAAAAUUGGACUUC